Messenger RNA from Macrosteles quadrilineatus (aster leafhopper), 1431 nucleotides. RefSeq names its product E3 ubiquitin-protein ligase RING1 (gene Sce). Gene Ontology annotation, molecular function: chromatin binding; ubiquitin protein ligase activity. The transcript has 2 exons. The record is from RefSeq and is a predicted model, not a curated record. The coding region runs from base 173 to 1291 and encodes 372 amino acids. Gene Ontology annotation, cellular component: ubiquitin ligase complex; PcG protein complex. NCBI's taxonomy places the organism in Eukaryota, Metazoa, Arthropoda, Insecta, Hemiptera, Cicadellidae.
AGCAGCCUCAGCCAUCAUCCUCCUCAAAAACGUCGUUUCGUUCGUCGUUGUUGUUGUUGAUGGGUUUGUUUUUGUGUAUGUGAUAUUGUUAUGGCGUGUGUUUUGUAGAUAGCCUUCCCUUGAGUUAGAGGUAUAAUAUUUAUAUAAUCUGUUACGAAAAAUCUUGUAAAAUAUGACGUCAACUGAACAGAUUGGUUUGAAUAAAACCUGGGAAUUAUCUCUUUACGAACUACAUAGAACUCCGCAAGAAGCCAUUACAGAUAAUACAGAAAUCGCCGUUUCUCCGAGAUCACUUCACAAUGAACUUAUGUGUCCUAUUUGUUUGGAUAUGUUAAAGAAAACUAUGACAACUAAGGAAUGUUUACACAGAUUUUGUUCUGAUUGUAUAAUUACUGCUCUUAGAUCUGGCAACAAGGAAUGUCCUACUUGUAGGAAGAAACUUGUAUCCAAGAGGUCCCUUAGGCCAGACCCAAAUUUCGAUUUGCUGAUAUCAAAAAUAUAUCCUAGUAGAGAUGAGUAUGAAGCACACCAAGUUAAGGUGCUUGAAAAACUGCACAAAAGUCAUAGCCAAGCUGCCCUCAUGAAUUCUAUUAAUGAAGGUAUAAAGUUACAAACACAAAAUCGUCUACAACGCUCCAAGAAAUCAGUAGGUAAUGAAAUCGACAAUAACCACUCGCUUUCAGCUGUUACGUCUGCAAAUGAGAACAGCAACUCAAUGCCCCCUCACUCUGAGCAGUCAGGUCUUGCAUCUAAGACAGCUCAUCAGACAGCAAUGGACGAAACUUCUCAGUCUUCAGCCACUGCCAGUAUGCUUAAGGAUGAAUCAAAUGGUCCAAAAUUCCCUAAGAGACCUAAAUCUGUUGUUACUUCCGAAAAUGAAUCUGAAAAUUCCAGUGUCGCAGAAUCAGGAGGCCAGGAUUCUGUCACAGAAGGAGAAGGGACGUCCGAUAUGGUAACUUCUGAUGAGAUUGAGCUUGUGUUCAUGCCACACCCUACAGAGAUGGGUGCAGACAACACAUUGAUGAAAGCUUUGAAAGAUAACUCUGUAAGAUACCUCAAGACUACAGCUAAUGCAACUGUUGACCAUUUGAGCAAGUACUUAGUAACAAGACUGGUUCUUGAUUUGGGAGAUGAGAUUUCCCACCAGAGUUUGAGCUUUUGUAUCUACGUGGCUCCGACCCCCGGCCAGCAUGUGCUGCUCAACGGAAACCAGACAUUGCGCCAAGUUAACGAACGGUUCUGGAAAGUCAAUAGGCCACUGGAGAUGUUCUAUUCUUGGAAGAAAACAUAAUUUUUACACAGAGGAGACUUUGUACAUACACAAAAAGAUAAUUUAAGCAGUAACUGGUAUUGUGUUAAAAAAAUUGAAAAAAGUAGGCUUUUUUUGGAAAAUGUUUGUGUGCUCAGAAAUAUUAUGAAAAAGAUCAUUUA